Molecule: messenger RNA, 432 nt
Organism: Danaus plexippus (monarch butterfly)
Lineage: Eukaryota; Metazoa; Arthropoda; Insecta; Lepidoptera; Nymphalidae
Gene: HLH4C
Product: helix-loop-helix protein 1
Exons: 2
Coding region: 1-432 (143 amino acids)
Biological process (GO): regulation of transcription by RNA polymerase II
Molecular function (GO): protein dimerization activity; RNA polymerase II cis-regulatory region sequence-specific DNA binding; DNA-binding transcription factor activity, RNA polymerase II-specific
Source: RefSeq, a predicted model, not a curated record
AUGAAGAGCUGGUUGGAGACCGCUAGCAGCAUGGAAGACGGGUCGAUGUCCUGCAUGCUGGCUGAGUCUAGAGAGGCGCUUCUGCCAAUCACUGGCAGUGAGAAUUUGGCUCCUCGAAAAAGGGCACAAUUUUAUUUCAGAACAUUAGAACCCUGUGCACUAUCCGAUGAAGCAUACCUCUCGAGUGGCACCGGUUCUCCUUGUGCAGGCUUAACUAGAGAGGAACGCAGGCGACGCCGGCGGGCAACGCUAAAGUAUCGCACCGCUCACGCCACAAGAGAACGUAUAAGAGUAGAGGCUUUUAAUGCAGCGUUUGCUUCAUUAAGACGUCUUCUACCGACCUUACCACCGGAUAAGAAGCUUUCUAAGAUUGAAAUACUCAGACUGGCCAUAUGUUAUAUAGCAUAUUUGAAUCACGUUUUGGAUGCCUGA